CGCGCGCCUGCCGGCUCGGCUCCGCACUGCCAGCUGCGCGCGGCCCGGACGGGGCGCACCGACCCCGCGUGCGGCUGCGGCCAGACCCCCGGAGUGAAGUCGCACCCGCGCUUCUGCAGCCGCUGCUUUUCUGCGGCAGUUUCGGACUUGUCUUCGGAGAGACCUGGGAACUUUCACAGUGAGCCUGCGGAGGUGAUGGGCCACAGCCGGGGCGCCCGCGGGGAGGUGGCACGGUGAGCAUCCUCCGGCUGCGGUGCCGAGAUCCGUGCCUCGUCCUGGACGCGCCAGCCCGACUUGGAUGCGGCUCUAGUCAACCCCAGACCUGGGCGAUUUCACUUGGACAACAAGCUGUGGAGUCAUGCUGGGUGUCCCUGAAUUUGGUUUUUCCAAGCUAAGAUAAUUUUUUGGAACUGCAGAAAUUGUUGGCCCUUGCUACAAAUGGGAAUUUGGAGUUGCUUUGAAAUCCAUCCUGAAAUAAUUGUGCUUGACUGGAACCAAAUCUUAUGAAGUCACCAAGGAUGAGAGUUUGUUCUAAGUCAGUGUUGCUGUCACAUUGGGUCUUUCUGGCCUCUGUGUUAAUGGUGUGCUGUAAGCUGAUGUCCGCCUCGAGCCAGCACCUCCGGGGACACGCAGGUCACCACCAAAUCAAGCAAGGGACCUGUGAGGUGGUCGCUGUCCACAGGUGCUGUAACAAGAACCGCAUCGAAGAGCGAUCACAAACCGUCAAGUGCUCCUGCUUCCCAGGGCAGGUUGCUGGCACAACGCGGGCUCAGCCUUCUUGCGUUGAAGCUUCCAUCGUGAUUCAGAAAUGGUGGUGUCACAUGAAUCCUUGCUUGGAAGGAGAGGAUUGCAAAGUGCUGCCAGAUUACUCAGGUUGGUCCUGUAGCAGUGGCAAUAAAGUCAAAACUACAAAGGUAACACGGUAGUGAAGAGAGGUAUGCUUAAUCCUGGAGGAGCGACAGGAUGCAGAGGUCUCUUAAUUGGAUUACUGUCCUGGCUGGUUUGGGGGAAAUUGUCUCGGAUUUCAGCAACAUCACAUUCGCAUGUGUGUGCUAUAAGGAGUGUCAUUUACUUAACUGUUUCAGCCCUCUCCGUUUCAUGAUUUUAUUACAUUGAAUUAUAGCCAUGGGCUGCCACACAAUUCACAUCCUCUCUGGAUCCCGAGGAACAUACCUCCAAGAAACCCUGGAGGAACAAAGCAGAGACUUCAAAAUGGAUCUCCACUGGGCCUUCCAUGUCUUUCUGCCUUCACAAAGGAACACGGAUGGGUUCACAGGGUCCUUAUUCUGUUCCUCUUUUGAACGUUUCCUUUAGCCCUUGCAUUAAAGUGGUUUGAAAGGGAUCUCAGUACCAAAACAUUUUGGCAAAACAUAUUUGCAGAUAUAGAUUAAUGAACUCUGAUUAACUGGUGAAGAAAAUUCAUUUUAUAAAUCUCGAUGAAUAGACUUAUCGGGGUUAUUGUGUGUGUAUUUGUAUUUUUGCUUUAGAAGGAUUUAAAUUUUUGCAUUUUAAGUUCUAUUGUCAGGUUAGCAGAAAUAAAAUAACAUUUUAACUUCUGUGCACCAUUUUACUGAGUGCUAAGGAAGCAUAUCUCAACUCUAAUAUUUUAUAACUGAAGCUUGAUCAUGACAUAUUCACAAAAGAAAUAAAACCUGUUGAGAUUUUUAUGGCUUACGUGUAGUCAUAAAGGUAAAUCACUUAAAAUAUAAAACAGUCUGUUAGAUCAAGGGUGAUUUCUAAGACCCAGUUUGUGUCAAAUGUAUUAAAAUAUUUUGUUUGAAAUGUUGAAUUUUUAGGCUGUAAAUGAUUUAUUCUUAGCUGUUCUCUCAUUUGUUAGUUGUUUUAUUUCUUUAAAUGUAAGUAAAAUCUGAGCCAUUUUUUUCUUGGUUUAAUGAUUUUGCAGCAGACGUGUGUCCACAUAUUCUCAAAUGCUGUUAUGCAGAAAUAUAUUACAGAUGAAAAGUGACUGACCCAGAUUUUAAAUAUAAUGUCAUUAAAACACAUACUACUGUAAUAUAGGAUUUUAUAUAUUAAGAAAUGCCAAAAACAUCCUUUCUGCACUGUUAAUUAUCCCUGUCCUUUCACAAUUGGGGGGGGGAGAGAAUAUUACUAUAACAUUUAUAGCAGUAACAAUUACAUCUACUUGAUUUUAGUCUUGCAAAAGGAAUGGAAAUAGGGGACAUCGAUUUGUUGGCUAACUUUGUUUGAAUUUGACGGGAUGCUUACUAGAAUUAUUAUUGUCCUAUUAGUAAGUAAAAAAUUCAUUCUGCUGAUGGCACAUAAGUUUUUGUGAUUAUUUUAUUGCCUUAAGACUUCAUGUUAAUACCCUAGGCUUGCAAAUUUUAAAUGCAAAUGUGAAAAAUAAAAAUUAUACUUAAUUUUGGGCAUGUGAACUG
Messenger RNA from Mirounga angustirostris (Northern elephant seal), 2396 nucleotides. It is a transcript of the gene TAFA4, whose product is annotated as TAFA chemokine like family member 4. Lineage: Eukaryota; Metazoa; Chordata; Mammalia; Carnivora; Phocidae. Gene Ontology annotation, molecular function: receptor ligand activity. Bases 504 to 926 code for a protein of 140 amino acids. The transcript is spliced from 7 exons. The record is from RefSeq and is a predicted model, not a curated record. Gene Ontology annotation, biological process: phagocytosis; macrophage chemotaxis.